Molecule: messenger RNA, 1878 nt
Organism: Impatiens glandulifera
Lineage: Eukaryota; Viridiplantae; Streptophyta; Magnoliopsida; Ericales; Balsaminaceae
Product: protein IWS1 homolog 1
Exons: 11
Coding region: 90-1646 (518 amino acids)
Biological process (GO): brassinosteroid mediated signaling pathway; regulation of DNA-templated transcription elongation
Source: RefSeq, a predicted model, not a curated record
CGAUUCAAUUGCCAAAUAUAUAUAUAUAUAUAUAUAUAAUAGUUGGAUCUCCUCUUGCGAUUCAAUUGCCAAAGAACCCAUUUCGAGCUAUGGACGAUCGGUAUCGCGAUGAGGAUGGAGAGCCAUUGAUGGAUUUUGAUGAUGAAGGUGUUCAGUCCGAUCAGGAGCAGAGAGUCGAUCACUUCAAUUACCGUGAAGAUACUGGUUUGGAGGGAGAUGUAGAUUUGCGGCGACAGGAUCGGUCACCUACCCCGGUAUUUGACCAGUCCGAUUCCAAAUCGAAACCCCGGAAGCGUCUUGUAAAAAAGGAUGCGGCCAGGGAAACUAGCCCUGAUCAUGGGAUCGCAAAUGAUUACGAAGAUAUGGGGGAUUUUGUGAGGGAUGAAUCUGAUUACGAUGCCCGGUUGUCAUCGGGCGGUGCGAAGAGAAAGAAGUCGGAGAAUGAUUAUGGCGGCGAAGGCAGUAGGAAGAGAGAUAAGAAGGAAAAAUUUGACAAAAGAGAGAGACAUGGGAGCGAUAAGGGUGGGACGAAAUUCAAGGUGAGGAAGGCUGGUGGGCGUCAGAGGGAACAUGAUGGAGAUCAGGAGGUCAAUGAGAUGUGGCAAACAAUAGCCGGCGGUGAUUCUGAGGAUGAUCAUGAUGGUAAAAGGACGCUUGAUGACGAUAACUUCAUUGAUGAUGCUGGCCUUGAUCCUGCAGAUCGAUAUGGAAGUGAUAAUGAACGCCAUUCUCCUAGUAGAUACCCUCAGGCUGAAGAAGGUGAGGAGGACGAUGAAAUCGCACAGCUUUUCAAGGUGGGAAAGAAAAAAAAGAAACAUGAGAAAAGUGCUGCAGAAAUAUCAAUGCUUGUUGAAAAUGUGAUGGCCGAACUAGAAGUUGUGGCUGAGGAAGAUGUGGAACUUAAUAGGCAAUCCAAGCCAGCUAUAAACAAACUCAGGAAGCUGCCGCUUCUUCAAGAAGUGCUCUCUAAGAAACAACUUCAAGCUGAGUUUUUGGAUCAUGGAGUUUUAACCCUGCUAAAGACUUGGCUCGAACCUCUUCCAGAUGGGAGCCUUCCAAAUAUAAACAUUCGAGAGGCUGUAUUGAAGCUCUUACAUGAUUUUCCAAUUGAUUUAGAGCAAUUUGACAGAAGAGAGCAACUGAAGAAGAGUGGUCUUGGAAAGGUCAUUAUGUUUUUUUCAAAGUCAGAUGAAGAGACCACAUCGAACAAAAGACUUGCUAAGGAACUAGUUGACAAAUGGAGUCGACCUAUAUUCAAUAAGAGCACGAGAUUUGAAGACAUGAGGGGUUAUGAGGAUGAGAGACCUCCUAUGCGGAGGCCAUCAGCGAAAAAGCCAAUGCGUAAGGGUUCAGGAAUGCAAUCUCGAGAUGACGACCUUGACUUAGCUGAAGUACAAGGUAAAGAUGUAGGGCAGUCAUCCUCUCGACUUACUACAAGGCCUGAGGCGAUGUCCAUGGACUUUAUUGUUCGUCCUCAAUCUAAAAUUGAUCCGGAUGCAAUAAGGGCUCGCGCUAAGCAAGUUGUACACGAUCAGCGUCGAAUCAAGAUGCAAAAGAAGCUGCAACAGUUGAAAGCACCAAAGAAGAAGCAGCUUCAGGCUACAAAGCUGAGUGUGGAAGGACGCGGCAUGGUCAAGUACUUGUAGUUGGUCGGCUGGCUGGCUGCUGUGAACAAACCACCACCAAAGUAUCAUAUUAUUAUUCUCUGCUGCUGCUGCAUGGUGUCUUAUUCUCUUCUUCUUUUUCUUCUUGUAUGAAAGAUUGUAUGGAAAAUUAUAGAAAAAAGACAAGCUCUUGGUUUAAUAUUUAAAAAUUGAUGUGGGAUUUUAACAGAAAUAUUUUCUUUCAUAAACCACUAUUUACAUUUGCUUUUGCUUU